CGACACAAAGAAUGGUUCGACAGUUCACAAGAGAAAUUUGUCUCCGUCGUCGACCGAACCUUACAAGGAUACUGUGAUCAAAACCUCUCCAUACACAAACUCCAUCUCCACUUAUUGAGACCCGACUCAAGACCGGCCGUCUCCCUUCUCAACAAAUGGAUCCCGAUAUUAGCCCUCAACAUUAAAGCUUUCAAACUCAACUUUCUUUCAUUUUCUCUGGCUUAUUACGACCUGCCCUCGGCAGUGUUCUUAGCGGAGUCCCUCGAAGAACUAAACCUGGGAAAUUGCAGGCUGAGCCCCGUCGAGAGCUUGCGGUUCAAAUGUUUGCGCACGCUCACCCUCGAAAAGGUCCAAUUUGAUGGUGGGACAUUCGAGAACAUAACUUCGGGUUGCCCUUUGCUCAAGCGCCUGGUCCUUAAUAAUUGUCAGGGGUUGAGAAACUUUAAGGCAUUGCCUGGGCACAACCACUUUGCACUGUGUGAUUUCAAGAGUAUCAAUGAAACGCGUAGCAUCGAAAUCAAUGUCCCGAAUCUCGAGACAGUGACACUAUCGAGUGUGCUCAACUAUGUCGAGGGCUUUGGGUUUCGGCUCCUGGCCUCCAACUAUCUUGGGAUCAAAGAACACGUUCUUUUUGACGAAAUCGAGGAUUUGCUUCGAAAUGCAAAGGAAACACCAGCUGAGGUGGCCGAGGAGCUCCUCAAGGGUGAUGAUGCCGAUGUUGCCCUU
Striga asiatica is the source of this 726-nucleotide messenger RNA. The record is from the annotation of a GenBank genome assembly. Lineage: Eukaryota; Viridiplantae; Streptophyta; Magnoliopsida; Lamiales; Orobanchaceae.